Messenger RNA from Melanotaenia boesemani (Boeseman's rainbowfish), 2904 nucleotides. Its product is annotated as proto-oncogene tyrosine-protein kinase Src-like. The coding region runs from base 463 to 2115 and encodes 550 amino acids. NCBI's taxonomy places the organism in Eukaryota, Metazoa, Chordata, Actinopteri, Atheriniformes, Melanotaeniidae. The record is from RefSeq and is a predicted model, not a curated record. Gene Ontology annotation, biological process: innate immune response; osteoclast development; cell differentiation. The transcript has 13 exons. Gene Ontology annotation, cellular component: extrinsic component of cytoplasmic side of plasma membrane. Gene Ontology annotation, molecular function: ATP binding; growth factor receptor binding; non-membrane spanning protein tyrosine kinase activity.
GUGAAUCCUCCAGACACUACUGAUGCUCCGUAAAAUACGUAAAAUCCAGCCUCCUCGUAUUUUCGCUCUCAUAUUUCUCCAGUCAUGCUCCAUCCAGCGGCUUCCCCCCUACGAGGCAUGUUCUCUGCUCAUUGCGCCGCUGCUGCUUCGUCGCAUGAAUUCACCGUGCUGUCGACUUUUUCCAGCUGAGCCGUCCGAGGAUUUGGUGUUUGCCCGGCCCACCGUUGCCGGCGACAGCUGUGCCUCUUGUUUCCGAAGGCAGUCCCCGUCAUGACCUCUUCUUUCUGCUAUUCUACCGAAUUUCGCUAAAUGGGAUUCGUGGCUGCCCCGACGUUCCCACAGCAACUGCCUAUCGGCUUCCAUUAUUUUUCUAAUGAGGGCAACCAUAAGGAUCUAACACGGUUCCUCGCUGCGCGUCUCUGAUUUUUGGGCUGAAUCUCAAGACGCGUCAAAGGUCUGCACAUGGGGGCGGGCAAGAGCAAGCCCAAAGAGCCGGGCCAGCGCUCCAUGAGCCUGGAUGGUACCAUAGGCACAGGCUCAGACAGCGGGCACUUCCACCACCUGGGCCCUGCCCAGCAGACCCAAACUCCCAACAGGAGCCCUGCCGUCGGGACAGGCAGGCGGGGCCACCAAGGUCAGCACCAGCAUGCCCCAACAAAUACACCCGAGCUGGCUCUGUUUGGAGGGGUGGAUCACACAGGAACUGUCACGUCACCACAGAGGGGACCUCUGUCAGGAGGUGUCACUACAUUUGUGGCACUGUAUGACUAUGAGUCACGAACAGCAUCUGAUCUGACCUUCCGGAAGGGCGACCGGCUGCAGAUUGUCAACAACACGAAAAAGUACAGCUUCAGAGAAGGGGACUGGUGGCUCGCUCGCUCACUGACAACAGGAGAGAGUGGUUAUAUCCCCAGCAACUAUGUGGCUCCCUCCGACUCCAUCCAAGCAGAAGAGUGGUAUUUUGGGAAGAUCACUCGGCGGGACUCGGAAAGACUACUUCUGAACCUGCAGAACAGACGAGGGACCUUUCUGGUGAGGGAGAGUGAAACCACUAAAGGGGCAUAUUGCCUGUCAGUGCUGGAUUAUGACAACACCAAAGGCCUAAAUGUAAAACAUUACAAGAUCAGGAAGCUGGAUAGCGGAGGUUUCUACAUUACCUCCCGCACCCAGUUCACCAGCCUACAGCAGCUAGUCUUCCACUACCACAAGCACUCUGACGGGCUGUGUCAUGCUCUAACAGACGUGUGUCCAGUGGCCAAACCCCAGACGCAGGGACUGGCUAGGGAUGCCUGGGAGAUUCCUCGAGAAUCCCUCCGCUUAGACCUUAAACUUGGACAGGGAUGCUUUGGAGAAGUCUGGAUGGGUACAUGGAAUGGUACAACUCGGGUAGCCAUUAAGACACUAAAGCCUGGCACAAUGUCUCCAGAGGCCUUUCUUCAGGAAGCGCAAGUCAUGAAGAAGCUGAGGCAUGAGAAGCUGGUCCAGCUGUAUGCUGUUGUGUCUGAGGAGCCCAUCUACAUUGUGACAGAGUAUAUGAGCCAAGGUAGCUUACUGGACUUCCUUAAGGGGGAUGCAGGGAAGAUGCUUCGUCUGCCACAACUGGUAGACAUGGCUGCUCAGAUUGCAGCAGGCAUGGCCUACGUGGAGAGGAUGAAUUACGUCCACAGAGAUCUGCGUGCUGCCAACAUCUUAGUAGGAGACAGCCUUGUUUGUAAGGUGGCUGACUUUGGUCUGGCAAGACUGAUUGAAGACAACGAGUACACUGCAAGACAGGGCGCUAAAUUCCCAAUCAAAUGGACAGCACCGGAAGCAGCGUUGUACGGUCGUUUCACUAUCAAGUCAGAUGUCUGGUCCUUUGGCGUACUGCUCACAGAGCUCGCAACUAAAGGCAGAGUACCUUAUCCAGGUAUGGUAAACCGUGAGGUGCUCGACCAGGUGGAGCGUGGCUACAGGAUGCCUUGCCCUGCAGAGUGCCCCAUUUCCUUGCAUGAGCUCAUGCUGUCCUGCUGGAGGAAAGAUCCAGAAGAGAGGCCUACAUUUGAAUACCUGCAGGGCUUCCUAGAGGACUAUUUCACCUCCACAGAACCCCAGUAUCAGCCUGGGGAGAACCUAUAGAACCACACUGAAUACAAUCUGAAAGGGGGGUUGAUGAGGGGGGUGGGAGUGGGGCUUCAGCACUGAAUGAUCUGCACUAACCGACCUCAGAGGAGCGCCUGUUGGAGGAUCUGAGCCUGUGAAACUCAUUUUAGAGGAACUUGUUCAGUGGAAGCAAAAGUGAAAUAGAAAUCUGAUGAUGAACUGAGAUAGAAGUCCCCUUACGUGCCAUUUAGGAAUAGUUACAGAAGAACCUGGAACGCCUCUACUGCAAGCACUCACAGUUUAUAUAUUUGUCCUGCAUGAAGGAGGUUCAGACCUGUAGAAGGAGAAUUCUUGCUGGACAGAUAUCUUAUCUGGAUAAGAUAGAACUGAGUAACUAAACUUGUGGGUACGUUUUUUUAGAGGUGUGACUGACGUUGGAGGAACCAAAUCAGGAUCUACAGGCAUAGCGAUGGGUUGAAAAAUAAACCUGUCAAGGGAGAAUAUUUCAAUUAGGAAUGAGCUGUUUAGUGAAAUCUCUCUGUUUCUGUCCCCUGUUGUCUUUACCCUAGUCUGGUACAUUUUUCCACCCACAGAAGUGCACUGCCACUGUGGCUCAGGUGCCAAAAGAAAAUCUGUUUCCCUUGACAUCCUUUAUCUCAACUCUGCUUCUCUUCCUCUUUUUCUCUCUGACUUUCAGUAUCUCUCUCCAGUUUUCUCAAGUGCUGCUUCUUCAAAGUGUCUCCAAAUAGCUCGGCUCUAGAAAUCUACUUUGCAUCUUUAUUUUUAUGUUUACUUGGACAAUAUCUGUCCUGUGAUUUUUGUUCU